Molecule: messenger RNA, 2288 nt
Organism: Morus notabilis
Lineage: Eukaryota; Viridiplantae; Streptophyta; Magnoliopsida; Rosales; Moraceae
Product: ankyrin repeat-containing protein At5g02620
Exons: 3
Coding region: 249-2288 (679 amino acids)
Cellular component (GO): plasma membrane
Molecular function (GO): protein phosphatase 1 binding; protein phosphatase regulator activity
Source: RefSeq, a predicted model, not a curated record
UACUUAGGAAGUUAAAUACAAAAAGUCUUAACACACGUGGGGCUCAGGAGAAUAGUACCGCUUGGAGAUACAGAGUCAAACACACGCAUAAAGAGAAACGUAAAUUAAAAGUACUUUGUCAUUUCUCCGUUUUUUCUGUUCUUGGCAGGACAACGGGUAUAUAAGAAACAUUUCUUCUACAUGACACAACCAGGAACACAACACACACGCAUAAAAAAGAAAGGUUGUGAGUUUAUAAGCUUGAGAUAAUGGAUCCAAGUUUCUCAGAGGCGAUCCGGAGAAAUGACAUCCCAACAUUCAACGGUUUAGUUCAGAAAAAUGAACGAAUUCUCGAGCAAAGAGAAGCUAAUUCCAAGAACACCCCAAUGCACCUUGCUUCCAAGUAUGGACACGUAGACAUGGUGUCCAACAUAAUCAGUUUGAGGCCUGACAUGGUUGCUGCCGAGAAUAAGGACAAGAACACUCCAUUCCAUGAAGCUUCUCACGCAGGGAAUGCAAAGAUCUUGAAGCUACUGUUGGCCGCCAAUCCUGAGGCUGCUCGUCAGCUCAACUCGGCCAACAAGACUGCACUUUUCAUGGCUUGCAGUAAUGGCCACGUUGAAGCGGUGAGUCUGCUGUUGACUCAGCCUGGACUACCGCGUCUAGGUGAAGAUGGAGCGUUUGAUCGAACUUGUGCCCAUGUCGCUGCAGCAGGUGGAUAUACAGAUGUUGUUAUGGAGCUGCUAAACGUGCACCCCGAAUUUGUUCAAAUGAUCGACGAGAAUGGAAAUUCGCCCCUGCAUUGCUCAUCGAGCGGAGGAUAUAGGGAAAUCACUGGGAUGCUGCUGAAAGUUGAUCCAAGGCUAGCUCAGAAAUAUAACAACAAUGGUUACACACCACUGCACUUGGCCGUGAUCAACUAUAAAUUCUUAGUCCUUCAAGGAUUUAUGAUGAUGGCUGCAGCAUCUUUCCAACGCCUCACAAGAGAAGGAGAGACGGUGUUUCAUCUUGCUGUGAGACAUAACCGAUAUGAAGCUCUAGUGCUCUUGAUUAACAUGUGCAAUGGGAUGAACUUGUUUAGCUGUGAAGAUCGACAUGGUAACACCAUCUUACAUCUUGCAGUUUCCGAGGGAAAUCAUCAGAUGGUAGAGUACUUGAUCAAAAAAACAAAGGUGGACGUUAAUUUACGGAACUCGAAAGGGCUCACAGCACUCGACAUCCUUGACCCGGCCAAGGACAGAGUAGAACAUCGGCGUCUUGAAGCCAUGUUCCGUGAAGUUGGAGGGAAAAGAAGCAUUGAAUUAUUAUCCACCCCUCCAAAAGUACCAAAGAAAAGUGCUAGGCCGCUGCCACUAGAAACCGUACCACGAAGGAUCCUUUUUGAGAACGAAAUGCAAGUCUUUUCCAAGAAUUCUUCGUGGCAGCAGACACAUAUGGGGGAUGAAUGGCGCGCACGGACUCUUAAUGAUAAGGGCUCUCCUUCACCUUCAAGCAAGGCCACUUCUAGCUCUUUAUCAUCGCCCCAAUCGAUGUCUUCUUGUAUGUCAUCGCCACAGUCCAGAAAGUUCUGGCCCCGAGUACUUCAUAUUGAUCAAGAGGGAAGUGACAACGGAAUAACACGUGAUCCAGAGUCCUUGUCUCCAUCCGACAUACGACACGAAGAUUGUGUCUGCAGAAGUCACCAAGAAUUACUCUUUGAGAUCCUCAACAAGCGGCGGAACAAGCAAGGCCACAAGGUAUACACAGAAGCGUUACAGAAUGCAAGAAACACCAUCACACUAGUGGCUAUUCUGAUUGCGACAGUUACUUUUGCCGCCGGGAUUAGCCCUCCAGGCGGUGUCCACCAAGAAGAAAAGCUGAAAGGGAAAGCAAUGGCAGGCGAAACAGUAGCUUUCAAGGUGUUUGCAAUAAGCAAUGACUUGGCAUUGUUCACAUCUCUCUCCAUAGUUGUGGUUCUCGUCAGCAUCAUCCCUUUUCGGAGAAAGGCACAGAUGAGGCUUCUGUCACUUGCUCACAAGGUCAUGUGGGCAGCUGUGACAUUCAUGGCGAUGAGCUAUGUUGCAGCCAUGUGGGUGAUAAUGCCGAAGAGCCAGAGGAUGGAAAUUGCGUUUGUGGCGCUUAUGGCGGUGAGCGGCGGGACUCUAGGGAUUGUUUUUGUUGGCCUGGGGAUGAAGUUGGUUGAGCACUGGUUGGCGAAAAGUAGGUGGAAAGAAAGGAGAGACAUAGAGGCGGGAGUUCCUGAUCCUGAAAUGGGAAGCGAAAACUCAGAUGUUGCAAGCUCCUAUCACAAAGGAUAUCACUCAUAUUGA